AUGGGAAGAAGUAGUGGAAAUGAAUCUGCAAAAUGGAAAUUGGUGUCAGAGAUUUGUGAUUUGUCUAAAGGUGUCAUAAUUCCUUGUUCACAUCAAUAUCCCACAAAGUCUGCAUUCAUCGACUGGUAUCUUCUUCUUGAUGUUGAUGAGAGUGUUGGAGUAGAUGUGAUUAAGCAGAGAUAUCGUAAACUAGCAAUGCAGCUUCAUCCUGAUAAGAACAAACAUCCCAAAGCAGAAAUUGCAUUCAAGUUGGUUUCCCAGGCAUAUGUUUGCCUGACGGAUGAAGCAGGCAGAGAGGCUUUUGAAACAGACAGAAGAAACCACAUAUGCCCAAAGUGCUCCAUAAAAUCAAGUGAAAAAACACCUAGACAUGGCAAUGUUGCAAAAGUGGCCAAAACAUUUCCUCCUACAGACAAGGCAUGGCCAGUUUCCAGAAGCAUUUCGCGACGUGUUAAAGAACUUAAAGCCAGAUUUAUGGAAGAAGUUGCAGUUAUAAACACUUGUUUGAAGGCGAAGUCUUCGCCCGCUACAUACUCAAUGAACCAACCUCAGACAUUCACAAGACAAAACGAGAUACCAAUCUUUAAUCCAUCCAAUUAUGAGUUACAAGGCUAUCCUCAUCCUAGCAAUUAUAGGAAGUUGUCGCGUAGAUUUCAGGAAAGAAGCACUGAGAAACAUGUCUCUAGCUACCCAGUAUUUAAGCCUAGAUCAGAAAAGGGAGCAUAUGCAAAGAUUUAGUAGAACCAGCUCUAAGCAUAUAUUGACAAUAACACCUACGAGAUACCAAUCUCCUUUAGGUUGUUUUAAUUCAUUUAGUCUCUUCCUGGUACAGUGUUUGGAUCAGACUGCAUUGAAAAAUUAAAACUUAUAA
Messenger RNA from Lycium barbarum (goji berry), 871 nucleotides. RefSeq lists its product as uncharacterized. The record is from RefSeq and is a predicted model, not a curated record. Bases 1 to 738 code for a protein of 245 amino acids. The transcript is spliced from 4 exons. NCBI's taxonomy places the organism in Eukaryota, Viridiplantae, Streptophyta, Magnoliopsida, Solanales, Solanaceae.